Tigriopus californicus is the source of this 3918-nucleotide messenger RNA. RefSeq names its product putative ankyrin repeat domain-containing protein 20A2. Gene Ontology annotation, molecular function: protein binding. Bases 750 to 3794 code for a protein of 1014 amino acids. The record is from RefSeq and is a predicted model, not a curated record. The transcript has 12 exons. NCBI's taxonomy places the organism in Eukaryota, Metazoa, Arthropoda, Copepoda, Harpacticoida, Harpacticidae.
AUUGUGUGUGACCCCAAUACCCAAUAUGCGACCGGUGUCGAUUGCAACAAUUGCAAGAUCAAAGUAGGCCCUUUUUAUCGGAUUGCCUGGCUUGUUAAUGUUGAGAAUAUAUGGCAAGGUGAAUCACCAUGUGAGUCAUGUGUAGCUACGAAUGGAAGUGUUCAUGUUCCUUAGUGCUGUUUUUUUUCGUUACCUGAAAGUAAUUAUUGCAGUUUUUAGACCUGAUUGAAGACACCUUGCUGGUGGCAAAGACCACCAAGAGUUGGUCCGUCACGUUGUUGGAUGUUGUUUCAAGAUUAUUGACGGAGUUCUAGUGAGUGACAGUUCACCGCAUCCACGUUUUUAAGCGUAAGACAAACAAUCCUCAUCCGAAGGCCUCAACUUUUGACAGUUUUUCAGGACUCGAAGAGAGGCUACAAAAAAAUCAAGAUCAUUUGUAAACUUUGUUUGCUUCGUAUUUGAAGUGACAAAAACUUCUUUGACAGACUAUUAUUAGCCAACAACUGUGAUUGCUAUCUUUCGUGUGGAGAGCAUUGUUUUGCACAAUCCUCGUGCAAAAAAAUCCACCGAAGGUGUAAAAUACGGACUUCAAGCUCCAAGUGGAAGAUAAGCAUCAACCGGUGUUGAAACAGAAAAAAAAAACUUUAUUUUUUGGGAGGACUAAGUGAAUUUCCCAUCUUAUCUGUGGACACGCCCCAACAGUGAAAACAAACUUGAUUUCUCGAAAGGUGGCAAAUGCAACAAAGCCCAUGAUGACGAAUAAAUCAUCGGAAAUCGAAGCUCUGCGCGAGGCCAUUGACUUGGGUCAGACCGAAAAGGUCCUGGAUAUGCUCAAGUUGGGAGUGCCCAUCGUCAUUGAUCAGGAUGGUCAGACCGCACUCCAUUUGGCCGCUUCAGCGGGUCAUUACGAAAUGGUCGAGGCUCUCAUCCAAGCGGGAUGCGACGUUGGAAUCCAGGAUUUUACCGGCCAUACAGCAUUGCAAAGAGCUGCGGCCGAAGGACAUCUCGAUAUCAUCAAAACCUUAGUCAAGAAUGGCGUAAGCGUUGAUCAUCAAGACGAAGUGCACGGAAAUACUGCUUUGCACGAGGCUUCGUGGAAAGGUUUCAGCCAGUCUGUGCAAUAUCUGUGCAAAUCCAAGGCCAAUCCUUACAUCAAGAAUCGCGGCGGGUUCGCCCCACUACAUCUCUGCUGCCAAAACGGCCACAAUGAAACCUGCCGCGUUCUUCUCCUUAGUGGAUGCAAACCAGAUAUAAAGAAUAAUUAUGGAGAUACGCCUCUUCACACUGCCGCUCGUUACGGCCAUGCUGGCGUGAUCCGGAUCCUAGUCAGCGCUAAAUGCAACUCAUCGGAGCAAAAUAAGAAUGGCGAUACCGCUUUACACAUCGCGGCUGCAAUGGGUCGCCGAAAGCUGACCCGCGUCCUUUUGGAGUCGGGUUGCGAUCGCGCCAUGAAAAACAAGCAAAACGAAACGGCGGUGGAGAUUGCAGCCCGUAAGAACCUGCAGGAUGUGGUGCAGAUCCUGCAAUCCCCGCAUCACUUACGCAGACCUCCCAUGCCGGAGGAUCACAAAUUUGACCUGCCUGGAAAGUCUGUGGACGACUCCGAUGACCUGGAUGCCAUUCAUGUGGACAAAUCCUACAACCCAUAUGGUCAGGAUCGGGCCAUGCUACCCCAACACCAAUACCACAAUCCCCAAUCCAAACGUGAGCGUUCAAGCAACUCGAGUCAAGAGCGACUGAAGUUCGAAAGUCGCGAGAAGCGGAGAACGAAACCGCGCGAAGGAACGGGAGAAAAGAAAGACCAACGAAGGAGGAAAAAGCAAUACCAGUAUCAGGACUUUGAGGCCAUGGCCUCUCCUUAUAACCAGGACCUGGGACCUGGCGAGUUCCCUUUGCCUAACAUAACGGAGCAUGAUCAUAACGGACAUGGAGAGCAACUCUUCAUGGAUCUGGCCGGAAACAUUAAAAGGGGUCCCGCUCCAAAAGGUCGAAGAUGUGGGUGUGGCCCAGCCUUCCACAAAUUCGAAAAGCGCCUUGACGUAGACAAGAAAGACAUCAUUGAGCACAUUGACAAAAGCCACCACGUACUCGACAGUCGCUUGGCCUAUUUAGAGAAGAAGACCAAAGACCAAAUCUUUAGCCUCAAUCAGGCCAUGAAAGAGUCGUUUGCCCAAGAACGAGGGGAAUGCCUGGAUCGAAUGGAUCGCCGAGCCCUCAGAGAAAGGAUUGCCAUUGAACGACAACAAGUUUUGCGAGAUAUGGCCUUGAAAAGGGAUCUCGCACUUUGGUUGGACGCCAAACUCAAGGACAUUGAACGAAAGCACAAAUUGGAUGCCAAAAACUCGGCUCUUCUUCGAGCGAUGGCAAUCAAACGGUUCUCCAAGUUCACCAAAUCGACUUUACCAGGGACGAAGGUCGGAACUUUGAGGCGAGCUCACAGUGAGGAGCUCGUAUCUGAGGUUGGAUUCAAUGCCCAAGAUGACGAAAACAAUGACGACCGACUUCUAUCCGAUCUGCUUCAAAGACACAAGAAGAAGAAGACCAAAUCUCGAGAGAAUUCCAAGAUGCCCGAACCCUACAAAGGUCUUCAAGUCUCGGAUCAGCCUUCACGGCGUCGAGUUCGCCGUAAUAGCGCGGGUGACGAGAUCAGCAGUAUUUUGAAUCAUGAGACGUCCCACGGUUUGAUUGUCAUGGGAAGUCCUCUGGCCACCAGUGAGACGUUGGAGGAGAGUGGCAGCGAUCUGAACUCCAGGCAUUAUUACUUCAACACUUCCAACGCAAGCCAUAACAUGGACCCAUUGGACUCUGACGCAACCUUGCGCGUAGAAUCCUCGGAGCGUGCCUCAUCGAGAACAUCUUCAAGUCUAAAUACGACUGUGGUGACAAAGGUGGAAAUGAAUGAAAGGUCUCAGCUGUUUGACAUAAGCCCAGAGGAACGCCUGGACUUUGUCGUCUGCGACCCAAUGGGUCACACCAAUGAUCAAAACAAUUACUACAACCACCCGGGAGUGAUUCGGCCCAUCCCCGGCCGACCUUUUAACUCACAGCAUUCGCCACCCCCUUUGCCAGGACCAAAGCCCUCUCAUCUAAGGUCACAAAUUGCGUCGCAACAAAUGAACCAGGCGCAAGAUAUGGCCGACUAUUCUCGAAGGCCGGCCUUUCCAUUGCCAAAAGAUGAGACCAGUCACGUUCAAAGGGAGUUAUUGGCCGCUUAUCAUUUGCAAGGCGCCGAAAAUGCCUACAUACCCUCAUCUAACCACAACCUGAAUGGCCUACCCUCAACUCGGCCUCAAAUAAGCCAAUUUGCAUUCAAUAGUCAUGGUCUAAGAGCGACUUCGAUGAAGCCAAUGCUGGCUCCUCUGGAGGAAGUCGAUUACGUGAGUCAGGAUCAAAUAGAGCCCAACGCCAUGGAUUUUGGGUCCAAGGCCGACUCCGAUCUUCACCGGCAACUCCUUAACAUCCCCAUGACUUCGGAGGGCUCGCAUGACUCGCAUAAUGACUCUGGUUACUCCACCAGAUUAGGUUUUAGCGCCGGUCCCUCACCGUCGUUGUCAGGGAGCCGUCCUGAAAGUAGCGAUGGGGACAAUCCUCAUUACCCGCACUCUCAUGCCCAAGGAACUGCAGCUCUUCUGGAUCCAAUGGCGAUCAACCUGAUGCCUCCAGAGUUUGAAUUGCCGCCUUUAUCGUCGGGGCAGGAGUCCAGACUUCAAGAUGUCCAAGCACAGCUGCAAAUGAGUCAUAUCAAGGAAUCGGAUCCGAGCAAGAAGUUCCCGCCCAAAGGCAGUCUGGUUUGAGACGUGCCAUGAUGUGUCCUUGGAAGGAGACAGAAUCUGAAUAUUUUCAUGAAUUUUCGACAGAUAAAACAAAUUUGUCAUUUGAUUUGAAUUCCUGCGAAUUCCAAUAAACAAUUUGGUCAAC